This is a messenger RNA of Ilyonectria robusta, 3774 nucleotides long. RefSeq lists its product as uncharacterized. Bases 1 to 3774 code for a protein of 1257 amino acids. Lineage: Eukaryota; Fungi; Ascomycota; Sordariomycetes; Hypocreales; Nectriaceae. The transcript is spliced from 2 exons. The record is from RefSeq and is a predicted model, not a curated record. Gene Ontology annotation, biological process: regulation of transcription by RNA polymerase II; rDNA heterochromatin formation; silent mating-type cassette heterochromatin formation. Gene Ontology annotation, molecular function: zinc ion binding.
AUGGCGUCGCCUGUGCCCAUCGCCCCCGUCGGCGGCUGGAAUCACAACGGCCAAGCCAUGCCUCCGAAUAACAACGAGUUUGAAGAUUCAGGUGUCCAACUGAGACCUAUGGGCCUCAAGGUACACUACACCUUUGACAAGGACAGCAAAAUCAACUGCCUAGCAAGAUACCCCCACACUCUCCAGGUCCAAACGAUUCCCCUCGACGACAAGAACUCAAUCGGCGUUAUCGACUUGCGCGUGUGUCUGCAGGCAGUCACCGAAUGCAGCCCCGAACUCGCCGCUCAAGAUGGCGACUACACCGUCUACGCCCUCGACUACUCGGAACCGGACACACCAUUGGUGGGGCAGGGCAUGUUGUCGUGGGCAUUGGAGUCGAUGCGAGGUGACUGGAACAUGCAUCAGCUCAAGAUGGUCACCGGCCGCGUUACCAAGAACCUACUCGCCGUCUUUGGUGGCGGUAACCGUGAGACCCUUGAGGUCAAGCUUAAGCUCACCGCCGCUGCCAAGGUCCAGCGUCCCGAGUGCCAACCCAGCAUGGAGAUGCAGCCGAUGAGGCCCAUGGACACAGUCAUGACCCCAACCGGCACCGCAGAAUGGAACUCCUUCAUCCAGUCAAAUCCUCAACUCGGUCACUCUGCUCACGUCUCGCGGGUGGCCUCUCCAGCCUUGUCCCAGGGCCCUCCUGCAGGUAUGAUCCGACGAGAUUCUUUCGGCCCACCCGUCCAGAGCAUGCCAAUGCAGGAGAUCCAGCGAGUGGCACCCGUGCCCGUCGACCCAGCAACCAUGCCAGCUCAACCAUCAUCACGACCCUCUAGUAGGAGCUCGAGGAGGAAGCAGCCGACAGGACGCCCCCGAGGAAGACCACGAAAGAAGCCAGUCGAAGGCAACACAUCGGGAUACGAAGACGGAACUGAGGGAGAGGAAGGUCCUGCUAAGAAAAGAGCCAAGACGACCAAGGUCGAUAAGGCCACCCCAAACCCGUUCGGUGCUGGCCCAGAAUCCCUCCGAGUUGCUGCCAGCACCUCUGGCUCCAUACGAAACUUCCGCCCCAUUGCGGCUAACAACGACAAUGCCGCAGGCAACCAUCUGCAAGAGGUUCCGCGUGCCCCUACGCCUGUUCCUGAAGGUGGUCCGAUGAACAUUCCUCCGCGAGGUGGCCCAAACGGCAAGCCCCGGCGGGAGUCAUCAAUGCGCCAGGAGUUUACCUCAAACCUGGCCAACCAGUACCCCCAACAGCCGAAACGGGCUCCAUCACCAAGCCAGGAGGACGGUCGGUCUCCUGAAUCCCUCGCUCCGACUCCCAACUACUCAGAGGAUAGCCCUCAAGAUAUUGGCUCCUCACCCCCAGUCGCUCGAACAGCCCCCUUCCUACGAUCGAGCCCUCCUCCUUCCAGCCCGAUUCUCCCGCCCAUGCCCCAAGCUGCCGACGCUAGCUUCAUGAAUGGCGAACUCGAUGAUCUCUUUGACGAAGCAAUUCUUCAACCGCUCAGGGAGAGCCAGCUCGCGACACAUGCACCCGUACAGAAAGUCAUCGAGGUGACCGACUCGACCGGAAUACCUACCCGGGUUUUUCAGAUGAAGGCCGGACCUGACGGCCACGGUCUCGUCCACAUUCAAAACUACAACACUCCCCAUCCCACCUCCACCCCAGCAGGACCACCAUCCAUCGAGGCUCCCUCACUACCUCCACUAAAGAAGAACCCCAUCCGACCUCGGCCGGUAAAUCCUACCGCCAAGCGUUCACGACCUUCACCACCCGCCCUCGCACCCACUCCACCACCCACAACGGACGCUAUCGAAAAGAAUGCGAGCCCAGUCCCUGUUUCUGAGGCCCCUGCAGCGGCAGCCGUCGAGCCUAUGGAGAUUGACGAUGUGACGACAGAGACGUCAACAUCCACUGAGUCAGUACUGGCUCUUGAAGCAGCUUUUACUCCGGACAUCCUCCCACUCCAAGCGCCUCUCCCUAACCCCCUUAACUCCAACACGAACCCACCACGACACUUAAGUCGAUCUCAAUCGGCAGGCCCUUUGGCCUUUCCCACAGUGCCUGCCAGCGAGCCUGCCGGUCCAUCCACCCUCUCACAGUCUAUACUUCCAGACCCCCCGCGCGCCACAACCGAGAUUCCCGCUGUCCUCCGUCGAUCAAACUCCACCGGCCCCCUGAGCCUGCCCGUCCCUGCGAGCGACUCAGUAGGACCACCAGAGCCAGUCCUCAACUUGGCAAGUGUUGCCUUCUCCGAGGCACCUUGCCCUCCCAGCGAUGCCCUCCCCGCUCCUUCAUCUCCUCCUACAAAAUCCAACAAGAACCAAGUCAAGAAGCAGUCCAUAAAGCAGCGAUUAGAGAAGGCCAUCGCAAACGGCGAAAUGCCUCCCUUUUGCACCAACUGCGGUGCUAUCGAGACUCCAACUUGGCGCAAGAUCUGGGUCCAGGACCAUGAUGGCGUACCGGAAUACGUCGAGUACUCUGAGAAGCCGGGCCGGAUCACCGCUAUUGAUGUUCUGAAGCGUGACGACGAGAACAAGCCUCUUUCUUACCGACUUAUCAAGAAGUCUCUCGGCGGCGAUGAUGACAGGAGUGCCUGGCUGGAGCAACUCCUUUGUAAUCCCUGCGGCAUCUGGGUCACCAAGUACCGAACCCAUCGUCCCCAGGAUAAAUGGGACAACAGCUUCGGACGACUUGGAGAGGCACGACGCAAACGAGGCCCUGGUCAAAAUAACUCGAGAUCUAAAAAGGCCCGCACUAAGAGUGACUCGCAGCCCAACUUGGCAUCUGAGCCAUACUUUGCGACUGACCCUCUUGGUCCUAUUGAGCCAUCCUCUCCGAAACACACUGAGGGUGCACCCUCCCAAGGAUACACGGGUCCUGGCCUCGAGCAAACCCGAGACAGCGAGGCCCCUUCGAUGCUCGGGAAUGAUCUACCCAACAAUGACAUGAGUCGUUCAAACCCAGGGUCAACACACUCGAGGGGCAGUGGGACCGCUCUUAGCCCUAUCGACAUUGACUUAGAUGGGCAACUUGGAAGCACCAGGCGACUCCUUUUUCCCUCUCCUCGCAAAGACAAUUCGCCUCGGGUUCUCGGAGAGUUGAACGUGAAUAUUGUUCAAACUACCGAGUGCAGACAAAACAAGGAGGUGGCUGAUGAGAAGGAGAAUAUGGCCGUCAAUGGACAUGAGGAGGUGUCACAAGAGCACGAUAUCUUGGAGUCUCUGUUCCGAAGCCCAGCACAUGCUCGCCCAUCGACCCCUCCCCCAACGGCCAAGGCUACGACCAGUUCAACUCCUUUCAAGACGCCUACGCGUCCAACCCCAAGCCACCGACCUGUUACACGCAGCGUUUCUCGAUCGCUACGCUCCGUGAGGGAUGUCCUAAUGUCUCCCAGUGGGCAGGCCCUGCUCCAACGAACGCCAACCAGGACUCCACGAGGUUCUCUUAACGUUCAGGGCAGUGCUAGCCGGCGACGAAGCCCUCGAAACCACCAAGUCAACUUUGACAGCGUUUUUGAUACUCCCUUGAGUCGCACCAUCAGCCAGAUGCUCUCAGAUCCUGCUUUUGAUUUGGGCAACGGCGACCUAGAUCUCAGCAGCCUACCAGCUCUAGACACCAGCCAUGGCAACCUCAUCGACUUUGGCAACCUUCUAAGCACUGAUGCCGUGAUGCCGAGCUCGCCCCCUAAGGAUGGCUCGCUGGGCUUCGACUACAGUGGCUCUGCAGAGGUCUGGGCACAAUGGAGCAUUGAGCAAAGGGUUCGAGUACACGAGAUGGAGGAGUAA